AUUCGAUCGGUAACGCCCUUCGGAUCCGACGGGGUCGGCUUGCUCGUUACGCGUUCCAUUUCGCUCCCUUCCGGCUCGGCUCACGAGUCGCUCCGCCUCACUCACCACUCUUCUCUCGAUGCCCUCUGCUCGCGAAGUGAUCGAACUGACGCGGGCCGAGCAUCGUCCUGAGCGGAGGAACGAACAAAAGGGCUAGAAUAACAAAACCCUAGCCAGCUGAACACGAGGUCUCGAACUUUUCCUCGUGCCUUCUGUUCUCGCGAAUCUUUCUCCAUUUCUUGGCUUCGUUCGGGUUUCCAGGGUUUUGUUUCCUGGGGUUUUGAUGACCUGAGUCGUUGGAGGGAUCGAGGAAGUUUGGAUCUGCAGUUCGGAGCAAUGACGAGCAAGGAGAAGGAGCUGGAGGAUCGGCUCCGGGAAGUCGGGAGCAGGCUUGCGUAUCCUCCCUCUGCUGUCGAUGAGCUCCUGCCUCUUCUUGAUCAAACUGAGAGUUUGCUAUCAAGAGUUGAUCAGUCACCAACACAAUCAAUGUCUAAUGCGCUUAGGCCCUCAAUGAAAGCUCUGGUGGAUAAGGGGUUGCUGGGACAUUUAGAUAUGGAUGUGAAAGUGGCUGUUGCAUCAUGUUUUAGUGAAAUCACAAGAAUAACAGCUCCCGAGGCUCCAUAUGAUGAUGAUCUAAUGAAAGAGAUAUUUCAGAGUAUUGUUCAAGCCUUUGAAAAUUUGGAUGAUAUGUCAAGCCGUUCAUAUUCCAAGAGAGUUUCGGUUCUUGAAACUGUUGCAAAAGUUCGUUUGUGUGUUGUGAUGUUGGAUCUUGAGUGUGACACUUUGAUUUUAGAAAUGUUCCGUCAUUUCCUGAAGGUGAUAAGGCCAUAUCAUUCUGAGAAAUUUUUUUCUUCAAUGGAAACGAUUAUGACACUUGUGUUAGAGGAGAGUGAAGAUAUUUCCUCAGAGUUAAUUUUAUGCCUUCUGGAUAGUGUAAAAACUGAUAAUCAAAAUAUCUUGCCUGUUGUACGCAGGCUAGGGGAGAAAGUGAUCAGUAAUUGUUCUGGGAAAUUGAAACCUUAUCUUCUAGAAUUUUCCCAAUCUGUUGGCACACCUUUAAACAGAUAUAGUAAAGCUGUAGCCUCUAUAUGCCAAGAACAUUUGGAUGGUGUGGAGCUAAAUGAUGCAAAUGCUUCAGAUGAAAUUAUGGUAGAUGACAGCAAACAGUCCGAAAGAACUGUUUCUGAUGAGUUGGUUCAGGGCUCUGAGAAAAUGGAACAAGAAGUUGGUUGCCCUGAAGAAGUUACUUCUACUGAAAAAUCACCAAAGUCAGUGAUGAGCAAUGGUACUGCUCAGAUGGAUAAUGGUGAAUUAGCAGCAGAACCAUCUUCUCCAAAGCAGAAGCCUGAAAUUUUUCAUCCUGAUGACCAAUCUGAAAAGGCAGCAACAACCAAUAGGGAUGUUUCUGUUAACUUGGUGUCUAUGGCUGUAAAACCGGAUGCUGUUUCAUGUCUUAAAGCCAAAGAAAUUAGAGUCAAGCAAACUAGUUCUGUGGUUAAUUUGAAAGAUAGCCUUGAUCAUUCUUUGAAAGAUGACUCUCUUGGAAAAGAAUCAUCUGGUAAACAUGACUUGGUGUCUCCUUGUGGAACAGAGAGUGGAGCAGUUAAAGAUUCAUUGCCAGCCCAGAGAGAUAUUCCUGAAGCAACUCGGCGUAAACGAGGCAGACCUCCAAAGCUAUCUUCAACAAAGCAUGGAAAUAGUGCAGUAGCCCAGCAAUCUGCUUCUACUUUGCAACAGAAGAGGUCUGAGAUGGGAAAUAAAGCUUUGCGUAAUAAAGAUUCUGACUUGCAGAAGGAAUCAAAUGGUAUUAGUAAUCAAGACAUCUUAGAACCAACAAUUGUUGCGAGAGUCCCAGAGGAAAAAUCUCAAAGUCCAACAAGUAGAAAAGAUUCAACAAGACAGACUGAUCAUGGUGAUUCAUCUCUAAAAUUGGGAACAUCCAAACUUAAACAGCACGAGAAUUUCAAAGCCAAAAAUGAUAUAGCUGGAGAACCAAUUUUGAAGGAAACUUCCUUGUUAAAGUCUGCUACAGAAGCACUUAAUCAAGGCAACUCGAAGGAGAGUGGUAAAACUAAGUCUGGGAGGAAGGGUGAACAUGGUGUCAAAGAGAUUUCUGAAACACCAACUCAAAAUAAAGAACUAGAUGGUAGCCUCGUUGACUCAAGAAUCAGGGUGUGGUGGCCAAUAGAUAAGAAGUUUUAUGAUGGUGUUGUUGAUUCGUAUGAUUUAGCUUCCAAAAAACAUAAGGUUAUCUAUAGUGAUGGAGAUGUAGAGAUAUUAUUGUUGAAGAAAGAACGGUGGGAAUUUGUUAAAGAUGCAAGCAACAUAGAUGUGGAUCAAGCCAAAGACUCUACUAAUCCUGAUGUUUCUUCAGAAGAGCCAAAGAUUAAAAGAGCAAAAUCGAGUUCUAGUUCUAUCACAAAGGAAAUAAAUACAGAGACAUCUACAAAAAGUGGCACAGCAUCUGGCAGUCAUCGUAAAGGUAGACCACGGAAAGCUGGCAUUUCAAAUCUUGAUGAUGGCCCCAGAUCUUCAAGUAAAUCAAACGAGAAGCCAACAAGUAUAUCCAAAAUUUAUAGUUUUAAAUCUAGCAAUAAACUUAGGGGUGAUGUCAAAUCUGAUGGUGACAUCUCUACGGCGGACAAGUCUAGUUCUACAACUGGAAGCGAGACGGAGGAUAAUUCUCUCAAGUCGAGUAGAAAAUCCAUGGUUGGCCCUCCUAUAUCUGCUGUCAGCAAGUCAAAGGAUAAUGGUGUUGCUGGCAGUAAGGUGAGAAAGGACGCUUCAAAAAGUAAGUUGAAUGAAGACAGUCCAUUGACAAGCCAGAAAUUGAAGGGCACCAUCACUCCGAAAGCUGGCAAUGAAUCAACGAUGAAUACUGAUUCUGAGCGGCGGAAAAUGAAGUUACGAGAAUCUGAAACAUCAGCAAAGUUGCUUCUAAAUGCAACUCCCAAGGCACCAGAUGGUGAAUCUUUGGCUGGGAAGAGGCGCAAGAGAAAGGGCCAGACCUGAGUCUCCAUAUAAUAGGUUAUUCACUUGCUUCUCGGUUAACUACAUCCUCUUUCCUUUUGUCGAUACUGUCACAUUGGUGUAUCUUUCCAGGAUCAUAGUAUUUUACCAUUUGCCUACCGAAAAGUCAUGGGACUGGCAACGAGAAGUCAAAGGUGAGUCUAGGAACUCAUAAAAGGGCUUGUACUGUUUGCCCGUACAUUAAUUACCAUAAUAGGGAAGGAAAUGCAAGCUCUUGGAGGCUGAUUUCAGCAGGUUGUAGGAUAGAUAGGAUUUGGUCUAUUUAAAUAGCUCUUUUGACAACAUUAGCUUCUGAAGAUUCUAGCCUGACCACUGUAAAACCAGACAUGGCAUCAUACUAGUUCUUGACAACCAUUUUGUGGAGUCUCUCUUGUGCUUCAAGUCUUCUCGUCACCAUGGUUAUCUUAAGUAGAUAAGCUUGAGACGGGAAUUUACCUGGGGUGAUGAUGGCUCAUGUUGUAUCCUAUUUAUUACAUUUUCUAGUUGUGUUGGUGAUUAAUUGUAUUGCAAAAGAAAGGGUAAAGUCUGCUUUUGUAAGCUAGGGACUUGUCCUACCUCUAUCCAUCAGGUAAAAUAUAUGUAAUUUUAGUAAUGGUAACAGAAUAAGAUGGACAAGAAAUUUCAGUUAUCAAAAGCUUCAAGUAUUUUGAAUUGAUUACUCAACAAGAUGAAAAGAUAGAUAAUGAUAUUUUUUAUAAAAUAAAAACUGAAUGCUUAAAGUGAAAAGAAAUGUUGUACUUUAUGAAUACGAGUGUUAAGAAAUAAUAUAUAUAAAGUUUGUGUUGUUGAGAUAAAGAUGUUGAAUGUAUAUGUAAAGUUAUUAGGAAAGACCAAAAAAGAACACUUUUGUUUAUGAACGAAGAUUUAAAUAUUUUUAAUUUAAUUAAGUAUAUUGUUUUAUAUAGGGGCCAAUAGCAGAAAGGGAUCCAUGUAGUCUAAUUGGCAUAUUACAUGCUAUUGUUGUCUAUAUCCAUUGGGUGUAUUGUUGUUACAGACUUAUUUAACUGCAUUUUGAUCUUCGAAAAGUGUGGUUCUUUUAGUUCUUACUGUGCAUGCCAAGAUGUUGGUCAAAUUCAUAGAGGAGUGCAGAUAUAACUUUAUGGUGGCAACCUAAAAUCAGAAUCCAGCAUUAAUCGAUGGCCGAACCUGAUCAGUUGACUUGCAUGGGUUUGAGCCUGGUGACUUUGUUUAAGUCAGUGUAACAAAGAUGAAAAGACAGCGUUCCUUAAUGUUACAUUGAGAUGUCUUCUUUUUCGAGUUGGGACAUGGAUCUGAUUUAUAUCAGUUUGUGGAGAGAAUGAUGGUUGUAUGGAUGUACUUUUGUUGUUUUU
Molecule: messenger RNA, 4400 nt
Organism: Musa acuminata subsp. malaccensis (wild Malaysian banana)
Lineage: Eukaryota; Viridiplantae; Streptophyta; Magnoliopsida; Zingiberales; Musaceae
Source: RefSeq, a predicted model, not a curated record